This is a messenger RNA of Apus apus (common swift), 4802 nucleotides long. It is a transcript of the gene GOSR1, whose product is annotated as golgi SNAP receptor complex member 1. Bases 23 to 769 code for a protein of 248 amino acids. Gene Ontology annotation, cellular component: SNARE complex; Golgi membrane; Golgi medial cisterna. Gene Ontology annotation, biological process: vesicle fusion; endoplasmic reticulum to Golgi vesicle-mediated transport. Gene Ontology annotation, molecular function: SNAP receptor activity. The record is from RefSeq and is a predicted model, not a curated record. The transcript is spliced from 9 exons. Lineage: Eukaryota; Metazoa; Chordata; Aves; Apodiformes; Apodidae.
CGGCUGACGUCGGACAACAAAGAUGGCGGCGGGGAGCAGCAACUACUGGGAAGAUCUCAGGAAGCAGGCAAGGCAGCUGGAGAACGAGCUGGACCUGAAGCUGGUCUCCUUCAGCAAACUCUGCACCAGCUACAGCAGCAGCCGAGACGGAAGGCGCGACAGGUAUAGCUCUGACACAACUCCUCUCUUAAAUGGAUCAAGCCAGGACAGAAUGUUUGAGACCAUGGCUGUGGAGAUUGAACAACUCCUGGGAAAGCUGACUGGAAUAAAUGACAAAAUGGCAGAAUACACAAACAGUGCAGGAGUUCCCUCCCUGAAUGCUGCUCUGAUGCACACCUUGCAGCGCCACAGAGACAUCCUGCAGGAUUAUACACACGAAUUCCACAAAACCAAAGCAAACUUCCUGGCAAUAAGAGAAAGGGAGAACCUGUUGGGAUCAGUAAGAAAAGAUAUAGAGUCAUAUAAAAGUGGGUCUGGUGUGAAUAACAGAAGAACAGAACUAUUCCUGAAGGAACACGAGCACCUUCGAAACUCAGAUCGACUGAUAGAAGAAACAAUAAGCAUUGCCAUGGCAACUAAAGAAAAUAUGACUUCCCAGAGAGGGAUGUUGAAGUCAAUACAAAGCAAGAUGAAUACCUUGGCUAAUCGGUUUCCAGCAGUGAACAGCCUGAUCCAGCGCAUCAACCUUCGGAAACGACGAGAUUCCCUCAUCUUGGGUGGCAUUAUUGGCAUCUGUACCAUCUUACUGCUGCUCUAUGCUUUUCAUUGAUGGAUGUUCCCCCAUGGACUCUGCUCAACUCAUCACCACCAUCCCUGCCCCCCCAGGCAAAGCAAAGUGAGGGGGGGAAGCGACAGACUUCACCAGCCCGCUCGGCAUGGCUGGGAGCACCAGCACCAUGGCUGGAGCUUCUGAUGGUAGAUUGCCACGCUGGGUCUGGGUUGAAGCUGCAGUGUUUCUCCUUCCCUGCUGUUCCAUCUUCCUUUGGUUAAAUUUUAUGGGAUUUGUUUGUCUCUAAUUCACUUUCUCACUGCAAGGUAAGUAAAUAUGGGACAGCUCAUCAGAUCGGUUUCUGUGCUCAGCGGCGCUGGGGAGGUUUGUUGUUGGCUGGUGAGUGGAAGAAGAUUGUACCACUUGGCUUAGGUGGAAACUCCCCUGGAAGCCAUUUUCCACUCUAGGCCAAGCACAGUACUGAACACUUUCACCCUGUGAGAAGAAUAUUGCAGCUUUAAGCCAUCAGUUUGCUUCCCUACUAAAUCCAUGUUCUGUAAUUCUUUCUUAACUCCUGGUUGAGAUACAAGUUCUUUCUGCAUAAUUUGUGCUGUGGAAAUUGUGCUUCACACAAAUUCCUCAAAGUUAAAAAAGAAAAUAAUAAAAAAAAGGAUUGUUCAGUUCACUUUUUGCACAGAGUAUGAAUAAACUGCCCUCUGAGGAAGAUCUGUAAGGUUUCUUGUGGCUUUAAAGGAACUAACAAGUUCUCCUUUGGAAAAAGGGAGCAUGGGGUCCUAGCAGCUGUUUACUGUAGUGUUCAGUCAUCUUAAAAGUGACCAAACAGGAGUCCACCUAAAAGUAGUCUUUUGGGUGUAAAUACUUUGAUUUUGGCUGACAUCAGAAAGGUCUUUAUAAAAAGACCUUAUAAGCAGUUUGAGAAGUCUAUAUUGUAAUUUAGAUAAAGUUAUUCUAAUAACAUUAAUAUUUUUACACUGUAAGUAGGAUAUAAUCUGAACUGUCAGUUGGAAGUGAUGAUGGUUAUACCUGAGGCAGGUGUGUCUGUGUGCAGAAGUUCUGGACAUAACUCCUCGUUGUAAAGAGUUGAAUGUAUGAAUGUACAACAAGUAUUAUUUACUAUUAUCUGGGGGAGGGAAAUUGUUGUUUUCUUUUUUGUCCAGACAUGCAACAUGAAUCCUGAUGUGUUUGUGUCUCUAAGCAAAGCUGAGGUCAGGAAUGGCUUUGGUGUUGCAGGUUCACUGAUUACAGAUUUUUCUGCUCUUUCAACAGCUCUUUUCCAUCUGUCAUAUCAUAACCCAUUCAAACUGAGGCACUGAAAUCCCUUUCUAAGAACUUGAUUAACUCUUUUCACAAUGAAUUUGCAGUGCUCCUAACAGAUCUCACAUAUGCCAGUACCCACAAAUGUCAGACAGUCUCCAGUGUCUCCUCUGGAGCUGAGCCUAGAGGGAUGACCACAAUUUUUUACUGCUUUUUAUAGUGUCUGUGAAGUACCUGUUGGAGGGAAUAGAGACUUGUGCCUGUGUACUGUGCAAAAACCACAUUCUUGCACCUAAAAUGUUUGUAUGAAUUUGAAGGCUCGUUUGCAGAUUAAUAACUUUGUGCCAAGAGGUCGACCAAGACUUCUAACCAGUCAUCUUCUCGUUGGGAUUAGAGAGCAUUUGAAAUUAUUAGUACAUGUAAAACUGUCAGGCUUGCAUUUGAAAUAAAGGGUGAUGAUUUGGUUGAUUUAGGAAUGUUGCUGGUUUGAAAUGGAGUGUUUAUUAAAGGGGUUUGUGGAAAACUGUGAUGGAUAAAGGAGGUUUGUUACUGAAUCCUGUGUGUUGAGAGAUCAAACCUCUUCUCCCUGAUGCUUUUUCUUUGAUUUCACCACCACCCUAAGGGACCCAGAUCAGCAGUUGUGCUUCUGUGUAGGAUUUGUAGGAUUUGGUUGCUAUAUAGUUGGCAAUAUAAGAGCUGCAGUACCAUAAAUAAAUUCAUUUAUUUAAUCUUAUAACAAGUCUUUUUACUGGACUUAAUCGAUUACUUGGUGCAUCUGUUUAAUCUUACUGUGUGACAAAGCUGCUAUGGAAAACAUGUAGAUGAUAAUGAAUCUGUAAACAUAAUUGAUUUUUCAUGUUAUGAAAAUAUUAUGGAGGAACUGAUAUAUUUUAGUAUAAAGCAAUGGAAAUGUGCUGAAUUAUCUCUGAUAAAGCUUUACUGGAAAUGGUUUUGGUGUUGGCUACCCCUCCGUGGUUUUUAUUCAUAUGUUUUUUUGUUGUUGAAAAAUACAUUUAAUCAACCUUGUAGGUUCCCCUUCAUCAUCUCCUUGUGGUCCUCUGGCAGUGUGAGCAGAACUGCUGCUCUGCUCUCUGAGGUGUGUGCAGAGAAUUCCUGGUUCUCCUGCACAUCCCCAGUGACACGGACCUGUAGUCAGGGCAAAGGACUGUAAAUGGACCCAGCAGUGGAUUGUAGGAUUUAAUCUCAAACCCUAACAUACAGGUUUAUAUGUCUCCUGCUGCUAAAUAUCUUAAGGUUUUAUUUCUGUGUGGCUUCUCUUGCUCUAAGGAAAAAAUAGUGGUUAAAGAAUUCUCAUUUCUGCAGUUCCUGGCCAGGCUGCACUUUCAUAACCCAACCAAACAGGAUUGCGCUAAGAAAAUGAUUGCUAAGCCAUACAAAUGAAGUGAGAAAUCCAUCAUAUUUCUGCAGGGCACCUUUUCCCACACACCCUUUGAAAAUAUUUCUCCUUGAUUGUUGCCAAUACACCAGCACCUGUUUUAAACCUGUCCAGCAACCCCUUGGCUCGGGGUUGGAACAUGAGGGAUCGUAGCGAUACCCUUCGAUGCCCCUCUUCACAUGGACAUGAGUGUUUUUAUUCUUUGCAGGCUAUUUUUUUACACGUUGAUCUGACUUUCCAGAACUGGUUGCUAGAGCAGAGGAAUGGCCCUUGAGCACCACCCAGCAUGGAGUGUUCAGUUAAUAGUGAGUGUUUGUGUGGCCAGAGCCAUGAUUUCUCCCCAGCCCUGAACCUGGAUGGAGACAGGGCUCUGCUCUCCUCCAUGGCUGUAGCACCAAGCACUGAGAGUUGCUCUUCUUGGGAAGGCACAAUACUUUUAUUAACUAAUAUUGGUUUGGGGAGCUUUUAGACAUCAAAGUGGGGUUUAAAUUCCUGCUGGAUUCAUUGCACUGAAAAACCAGCUAGAAUUUUUUACUAGUAGUUUUAGAAGUCCUUUCUUUGGGACUGCCUCAAGAGUGCUGUGAGAAGAGUCAGUUCCUUGCUGGAUGUUGAAAACAAAAGAGCAAAAGUAGAUUUUUAGGUGAUGUUUCAGAUAAAUUUGUUGACAGCUUGUUCUCUGGGGCUGCCUCCUCUGAGGAGCUGGGUUCAUGAAGCUCCCCCAGAAGUGCUACUCAGGGAGCAAAGUCAGGUCCCCCACUUCUGAUUGAGUAACUCAUUUAGUUGGGACUAUUUUCACUCUCAACCUUGCAGCUUGUUUCCCAACACCACUUGAUGUGUAAUCUUUUUCCUAUUUUUACUUGCCCCCCCCCCCCGAAGUUUUCGUUUGAAACAGGAAGGAGAGGGAGCAGCUGUAUCACUUGUGAAGGAGGAAAUAAUUCUGAAACUCCUUAUAACAGCAUCAGAUUAUGGAAGCCUGCAGAGCUGUGGUUCUGCAGAGCCAUGUGGGGACAGGGGAGUUCAGUGGUCUCAUUCUGAGACCAAACUGAGCCACGUUCUAGGUGACAUCUGCAAGUGGUGCCCUGUGUCUCUCCUGGUGACUGGGUGGUUGAAACCAGUGGUGAUGCUUCCAGAUCUGAAUACAGAAAUGGUUGUUGGUCUCUCUGCUGCUGAGUGAGGAAAGCAGUUGAAACAAACACUCAAGACAAAAAAUUAAAACUCUCUCACAAAAUAUCCCAGUCCAGACCCUUGUAAAUGAGUUACUGAUUGCACUUUCUGAUGUUUUGCUUUUCAUAGAACUUCUUGACACUUCCUUUAUUGUACCUGUAAUUAUUUUUGUUCUCACCAAUUGUGCAUUCUCUGUAUGUAUUUAAAAAAAAAAAAAGCUUUGAUAUGUAAUUUAAUAAUAAAUUAGAAUUCUAAGCA